This is a messenger RNA of Anisakis simplex (herring worm), 378 nucleotides long. The record is from the annotation of a GenBank genome assembly. NCBI's taxonomy places the organism in Eukaryota, Metazoa, Nematoda, Chromadorea, Rhabditida, Anisakidae.
GGGAAGAGAUUGGUGCAAAAAGCGAACGACUCGGUGAGUAAUGUUGUUCUCAACGAAGUAUCGCACAAUUUUACGGCCGAUGAUUUGCGAUAUUUGCUGCCUAGAUGGUACGAUGCGGAAUUGAAGAAACAACUGGAAAACGCCGUCUUAGUUGAUGAGACUGACAUCAUGAGAUUGAAAGAAACAAGUGAACUACCCAAAUCGGCAAUAAAAAUUUACUGGAAAACACCAACAGAGUUCCAACGAUUAUCUGGGAUAUUUGGUGAUGUGUUCUACUCGCAGGGCGACCUAUGCUCAACAUGCUACAACGGUAUUAUGCAUUUGCAUUGGCGUUCAGUGCCGCUAUUCAUAAUAAGUCUCAACCAAAGGUUCUCAUAG